Messenger RNA from Drosophila subobscura, 731 nucleotides. RefSeq names its product probable N-acetyltransferase san (gene san). NCBI's taxonomy places the organism in Eukaryota, Metazoa, Arthropoda, Insecta, Diptera, Drosophilidae. The coding region runs from base 130 to 690 and encodes 186 amino acids. The record is from RefSeq and is a predicted model, not a curated record. Gene Ontology annotation, biological process: mitotic sister chromatid cohesion. The transcript has 3 exons. Gene Ontology annotation, cellular component: NatA complex. Gene Ontology annotation, molecular function: acyltransferase activity, transferring groups other than amino-acyl groups.
UCCAGCUAUCGAUACCACAACCGAUAGCUUCGCCAGCAACCGAACAGCUGUCCGGCUAAAACACAUUUUUCUAUCAUAAUUAAUUGGCGCUAGGCGCAUUAUUAAAUCGUAAGGAGCUACUAAAUAACUAUGACUCGAAAUAGCAUCGACUUGGGCGACGUUACGCCGCACAACAUAAAACAACUAAAGAAGCUCAACACAGUGGUGUUCCCGGUCUCCUACAAUGACAAGUUCUAUGUGGAUGUUCUGGAGGCUGGCGAAUUGGCAAAAUUGGCCUACUACAACGACAUUGUGGUCGGGGCCGUUUGCUGCCGCAUCGAUACAACCGAGAACCAGCGACGCCUUUAUAUCAUGACCCUUGGCUGCCUGUCGCCCUACCGCCGCCUGGGCAUCGGCACCGUCAUGUUCGAGCACAUACUGAACUACGCGGAGAAGGACGGAAACUUUGAUAGCAUUUUUCUGCAUGUGCAGGUCAACAAUGAUGGAGCCAUUGAGUUCUACAAGAAAUUUGGCUUCGAGAUCGUCGACACCAAGGAGCAGUACUACAAACGAAUCGAGCCCGCGGAUGCCCAUGUCCUGCAGAAGGCCCUUCGCCGCAACCCUCCGAAUGCCAACAGCAUCAGCACCAGCACCAACAACGCCAGCAACCCAAAUCCAAGAAGUAAAGUUCGCCAGUACACUUUUGUAUGAAUUUCAAGUAAAUAAAAACCGCUCUGGCAAUGGCAAACGGC